AUAAUUGAAAAAUACUACAAUACCUAGGUCACAAUUUCUGUCCACUAUGAUUGUUGACUGAUAGUAUGAAGGGUAAUUACGAUAUUGUAUUAUUAUAGUUAUGUGUAUUACAGUAAAUAUGGUGUUAUUAAGCAAGCCGUAUACUUGUUUGUUAUCCGUUUUUUUAUAUUUCAACAUCAGCUAUAAAAUUGUUACUCGCUGAAUAUGAUAUAAAACUAUGAAGUUAUGUUUCAGUUACCAAUAGUUAAAUUAGUAAUAACAAUCUAUCUAUAGUUUUUAAAAUAAUUAAUAUUAAUUAUAUUACAGUUUUGUUAUAAAAAAAGUAUGCAGCCUCGAAUAUGAUUACUGCGUAAAUAUACGUAGGCAGUUGAAUUGUUCCUUUAUUCAUUAUAAAUAUCUUGAAUGAAAUGACAGGAUUAUCCUUCAAAUUGCUAGGCAGGCAACGAGUACUUGCGAAGGGUGACACCUGAGAAAACCGAUCUCGGCUGGACGGUCGCACGUAGCUAGGUGAGUAAGAAGGAUGCUGCGAAGUGAAGGACCCAUAAUAUUGGUGAGUAGAUGCGGGGCGGGGUUGUGAGGGCGGGCGCGGGGGUGCGACGCAAGGGCGGCAGCGCCAGGGCGCGCAGGGCGGCGGGUGGCACGUAACAAGUGAAGCGGCCCCGGGAGCAACAGUCUGCCGCAGCCCGGCCACGCGGCCUCACACACAUCACAACAAGUGUCGCGCCCCGGUCCGGACCGUGCUCCCCGCGUAUAAAGACGAAAAUAAGUCCAGAAACGAGACUUUCGUGUGUGGCUGUGAGAUAAAGUGUUGAUAUUUCAUAGAUAAAGAGUUCUUUUUUACUAAAAUGUCGUGUUUCGGAGGUAGCGUCUUAAUACCAGAUUGAAAAAAGCGCGUGUAGACGAUGGUGUAAAGUGUGAAGUAGUGAUGUGAGUGUGUGCGAUACAGAGCAACUUCAGGGAUAGCGCCACCAUGCUGCCUACAAAUGUUAUGUCUUUUAUGAAGAAGAUGGUGGCGACGGAGGACACGCCGAGUACUGUACCAGGGCAAAUAGAAACGCCAGGAACCUUUGGUAAAUUGCGCCAAACACUCUCCUCGUCUCUACUCACAGCUCAAGACAAAGUAACAAAGCUCGGCCCGAGACCGGGGGUGGCGGAAGGCGCCGCCGAGCCCGCACCAACGCCGCCACCCGCACAGCCCCCGCCCUCAUCUACCACACAAUCAGCGAAGACUGAACGCGAGGCAGGAAAAGCACCUUCAAGAGCUGGUGCGUGUCGAGUAUGCCUAAAAGCAUUGAAACCAGGCGAGGUGUUUCACAUAUGUAAUGGCUGUCAACAUCGCGUCUGUGAAGACUGCUCCUCAUACUCGAAACCGGCAAGCGAUGAAGAAGCGAACUCGUGGCGGUGCUCAGUAUGUCGGCGCAAAGCGGGUCCACGACUGCCGCCCGCAGCGCAGGACAGCACAGAUUCCUUGUUAGAGGUGCCUGUGCUGGAUGCGCUGCAGCGGCGGCAUUCGGAGGCCCGGCUGGGCAGCGGAGGCGCCAGCUCCGGACUAGCUCCGCCCCGGUCGCCCGAAUUGCGCAGGCAUUCAGAUGUAUCACCAGCUUCGCUUAAGGAAUUAGAAAAGGGCGGCGGCAGCGCGACACCGGACGUGGAGUCGCGGCGGCCGAGCACCGCGGCGCCGGCCCGCCGGAGAUCUGUACGGGCGCCUCGACAACGCUCCUGCGACGAAGACCAACCGGCCGUGCCCCCAGGACACCAGCCCGCGCUCGCCGCACCACCACCCAUGUCUAGGAGAGCAUCAGCAGUGGACGUUGUUGGGGGUGCACAAUCACGUAGAGGAUCGUACCGUGUCGACGAUGCUGAAACUCCCCAAAUAUCUGGCCUCAGCGUAGACGAAGAUCGGCCAAUAAGACGCCGUGGUAGCCAACUACCCGACAUAGCAGCGCUGCAGCAACGAACGGGUGCUCUAGGUGCAAUGGCGGCACUGACGUCACGCGGAUCAGACACAGUAACGGAAUCCACACCAACGAUAGCGGCCGCCGCGGCCGCUGCUGCCGCCGCACGACAGAUGUCCGUCGACGCGGAGGCGAUAAAGAUCGUCAUACACGAUGUCGACGACCGAACACCGCGGCGUGUUACAUUACGACGGGACCCCAAUGAUAAGGGUCACAGAUCACGUGGCUUCGGUAUGCGAGUGGUAGGCGGCAAACCGGACGCAAGCGGACGUCGCGAAGCUGUUAUCGUAUGGACCGUACCCGGCGGGCCUGCGGACCUGGCCGGCCUGCAACAGGGCGAUAAGGUGCUAGAGUGGAGCGGUGUGCCACUGACGGAACGCAGUUUCGAAGAAGUAUGUGCGGUACUAGAGCGGGGCGGUGAUAGCGUCGAACUGCUUGUAGAACCUGCACCGCAGCUCGACGACGCUCCCGCCACGCCCGCCACCACCACCUCUCACCACCACCACGCGCUAUACGAACCGGAUACCGACAAAUCACCAUCAUCGCCAACGCGACGGAAAUUGCCGAAAACCCCGGAGCAAGAUCGUGCGGAACGCGCUCGCGAACGUCCGCCAGCUCGUGCCCAACUACAGGUGUGGUUUGAAAGCGAACUGCGAAAGCUGGUGGUGGUUCUUAUUGCCGCCGAUGACCUACCGCCCCGGGAUCAUACACUUGGAUAUGGGGAUGAACCCGAAGCAUUCGCAAGAAUUCGACUUUUACCAUCACUGGAGAGCUGUCCUCCUGUAGAAACCGACCCUGCAUCUGCAUCGUGCAGUCCCGUUUGGAACGCAACUCUUGGCUUUGGAGGAUUAACUGCUGAUUUAAUAGCGGGGCGUGCACUGGAACUCACAUUAUGGGACGCCUGUCCCGGAAUCGAUCCUGUCCUCAUUGGAGAAUGCACCAUGGAAAUAGAAAAGGCAUUCGCAGAGGAACGUGCUGUGUGGUGGACACUGGAGGAGCGCGGUACGCGAUCCGCCAACGCUUCGCCGCGGGGAUCCCUGACCGGUGCGCGCGCGCUGCGUCGCGGUGACUUCGCCUCGCAGCGCUCCGUAUCAGAUGACAUGGACUCCAUCGGCGAAUGCGCAUCUUUGUUGCACCCGGACCAUGCAUGGGUGGGAGGCUCGCGCCGCGGUUCCUCGCAGUCCGAGACGCUAGAGGUGGAAGUGUAUCAGCUCGGAAAAGACUUUUCCCGCUCUCUACCCGGCUCCCGACGUUCGUCAUUUCAACAACAAGAAAAAGAGGGUGGCGCGGGCGGCGGCGGCGGGCCCGAAGGCGGCGCCGGCCCUUCGGGCUCGCGCCGCAACGAGCGCCGGCGCUCGUCGUGCGUGCGCCGCGACCCCGACGACAUCCUGCGUUCGCUGCGCGCCGUCAAGGGCGAGCUUGGCCGCACGCUCUCGCUCUCCGGCUCCACUGCUAGGCGCACGGCGACGGGGCGCAAGGGCAGCAUGUGGGCGGCGGUGCCAGCAGCCGCCGCCUGCGACGCGGUCGCCGCCGAUGACGACGACGACGUGCCGCUCGGGCCUGGGCAGAUGCCGCCGCGAAACGCCCACUUAGCACCACUGCACGCCGAGAUCAAUAUCAGUAUUAUAAUGAUAAAAGGCCAGUUGGAACUAGAGGUGUCCCAUGCUCGCCGGGUGUAUGGUGUAAACGGAGAAGUACCAGACUCAUAUGUCAAGUGUUACCUUCGCGAUGGCGACAAGUGGCUACAUAAGCGAAAAACACGCGUCAUCCGCCGCACGACAGAGCCACAUUUCAAACAAACGCUCAAAUACCAGGCGAGCGAAGCCCUUGGCCGUACACUGGUCGUAAUGCUAUGGCAGCGCUGUGGUGGGUUCGAGCACAACCUCGCACUAGGCGGCGCAGAGAUCUGUCUCGAUAAGUUGACCCUCCCGCAGCGAACAUAUGGUUGGUAUCCGCUGUUCCCGGCCACGUCGCUUGGCGGAGAGGAGUCACCAGACUGAUCCAGAGAGCCGUCGCCAGAGCGACGUGACGACAACUAGUGCCCCACGACGCAGCGACGGCUCCACACCACAACGCACACGACCCUCUACAUUAGCGACCUCUGAAUUACAAUACAUUGCAUCGGCGCGCGGCGCCACCGAACCACAUGCUGCUCUAUUAUUUAUUAUUCGCCGUAUGUUAAAAACAAUGGUGUAAAUACUCAAAUACUUUCUAUUACGUGUUUAAUUGUCAGUUAAUAUAAUGAAAAUGCUACCUACGCUCGAUCGUAUGUGGUAUGUGUUGAAGAAGUGGCGAGUGUAUAUAUGCCAAAUUAUCAAAAUACUGAAAGCCGUUUCUACGUUCUUCUAUUUAAAACUCAAGGUUUGACCUCGAGAAAUCCUGAAAAGACAACACCAUUUAGAGUAUAGACCUAAAAGAGGAGCUUAUAGAAAAUUGCUUGAAGAAUUUUUGAUUAGAUACUAGACCCAGACAUCAUAAUAGCACACACAAUAGUAAAUUAUGGACUGCGAUAGGAAUCUCUUGUAAAGCAAAUCAUAUAAUGAGCAAAUACACGCUUCAUAAUUAUUCCACGUAUAUCAUUAACUUGAUAUUAGUAAUAACUGUAAUGCGUUCCUUAGCUUUACUACACAUACUAAAAAUAGUUUGUUAUGCCAAAAGAUAUACACCAAGCUAGGAAUACAUAUAAAAAAAGUACAUUUUUUCAACCAAUAUCUGUGUGCGAUUUUUGAUGUUUGCGCCUACUGUACCUAUAUAUUUGUAGUAAUUUUAUAUGUUAUGUGUAAUAUAAUAAAUAUCAGUAUAUAUAAUAUGCGUACAUUUCUGAAAUAUAUAGGAAAAAUCUAUUUAGAUAACGUCAGUAUUGUAGCAUGUCACAUCUAAUAGUUCGCCACUUGUUAGAUCCGGAUCGCCUGUGAUCCAGCUAUGUUCGUGAUAUAUAUUAAUCUGUGCCUGGCUUACUUUGACAGUAGUGUUUUUAUUAUGACUCAAACUUUUUGUUAAAUGUCCUUCAUAUAAAUAGUUUGUGCACUGAAACGUAGCUCGUACUUUUGAAAUAAAACGUAUAGCGCCAUGUACACUUAUACCCUUAAUGUAAUUAGAUUAUUUAUACCGAAUCUAUUAAUAAAAUGUAAAUUAAAUCUCAUCUCAAAUAACCCCAACUUUGACACUUUGCCUUAUACGAUUAAUAAAUUUCUAAAGUUAUUCUAGUAAGUAAGCGCGUCUAGGUACUAUUCUUCCAAGGUUGUGCUUUAGUGAAUUUCCCUAAUGUAUACCUAUUACUUUAUUUGUAGACAUCGCUAACUACUAUCGACGUUAUUAAGAGUUUAGUUGUUUUUUAUUACAAAUUAUCUUUACAUAUAAAUUGUAAAUACGGCUAAAUUAUUUUUCAAAAUUUUCUACGCACAACUGUUUUCGUGAUAGCAUUUACUGUUAUUAAUCUUUUUAUAAUCUCUAGAAACCAAACAAAUGUACACAAUUCUAAUAAGUAUCUACUUUAACUCGUAACUUUUAAUCAACCCGUUAAUUACCAUUCUGUGAGUGUAGAGCUGCCACCUCAAUUAAAGUUGUUCCAAAUCAUCGAUAUACCUAUAACUUUAAUUAGAUAUAUGAGUAUAAUAAAGUGGAACAAUAGCGUCAAAUGAUCCAAUCGGUGGCUAGCACGUGUCUCACACUUCAUACAGCCACUAGAGUAGCUCAUUUGUAGAUACAAACAUUAUAUAAUCGUAAAAUGAUAUUUUCAUUGUUGGUGUUAGAUAAAAGUUACAUAUCUACGGGAAAUGUGUAAUGUAAUUAUAUCUCGUUAAAAUCUGUGUUCUUCCAGUGCUGUCAUAGCUUAGUGGCUCAUCUGACAAUACUAAUCUUGUUUACCUGGUGUGCUGGCCCCCGCGGCCGGCGCGAGCGUGCGCAUGGUGGCCACGCGUACCGCAGCCCUACUAAUCGUUUCAACGUGGUUGUAUAUUUCCUAAGAGAGAGAAUCUAUAUUCCUUUUUAGAUUACCUAGAAAAUUUUCCAAAUAAGUACUCAAAUGUUUCCAAAUGCCUAAAUAUAUAUCUGGCGUUUUAAGUGUAUUUUUACACUAUAAUUUUGUAUUCGAUUAAUUUGGGGAUAAAAUAUACAUAUUCAAUAUUUAUAUUAUUGAAAUAUAGAUAUUUAUUAAAGAAAAAUAUAUUAAAUGACAUUUGGCUCUGACGUAUGUUGGAGACAGUCAAACUAACUUACGCUUAUUAUCUCGAUAUAUUAGUAUAACAAAUAAUAUUCUUAGUAACAAAUGUAUAAAAGACAUUAUCUAAUAUUGUUACGUGCCUCGACGAGCCCCGAUACCAGUCCAUUUCAUGAUUCUUUAUUAUUGUUUACAGUAUUUUAUACACUAAUACGCAGAAAAGUAAAAACCUAAGUUUCUAAAAGCAAACAACAAACUAUAAAUAUCCACUCAAUUUAGUUGAAAGUAAAAAAAAAUAAAGAUGAUAAACCAAAAGCCGCACAAAAUUUUUGGGAGGUAAAUAGGUAAUAAGAAUUAGGUAAUACAAAGAAACCAAUCUUCAGUUUACAACUUUCACUUGCCUGUAAUAUGCCUCCCUAAUGUCCCCUUCUUAAAUAGUUUCAACUAUUUUCUCCUCUUUUUUAAAUCUUCCUAGGUAUAUAUAUUAAAACCGUAAAAUUCUUUGUAACUCAAACUAUUUUCGAGGUAUUGCUCGAAAUAAAUAUAAUAAGAAUAUUCAUAUCAAUAGUGAAGAUCUUUCCCUAAACGAUAGCCGUCUCAACACCUAACACUAGAGGACUUAGGAUUCAGUCUGUCGAGUUUAUACUGACGAGCUUGCCCUAACUUCAUGCAAUUAUUAAAGCAUGUGGCCAUUUUGCCUUUAAAGUAUCACUCUGUAGUGUGAAUGGCGAAUCAAUGUGAUAUGGUAUCGGAUAUCAUGUACCUAAACAUUCUUACCUUAGUGUUAUAUUUCUUCCUAGAUACAAAGUUAUUCUCCUAUUCCGUUUUCUUGAUGAAUACUAGAGUAUGAUAUUAUUGUAUCAUGAAAUUACUUUGUCCUUCUAAUCCCGUAACUCCGCGAUUUCUUUUAUAAGUUUUUUCAUAUUCUUAUAAUAAGUCAUAACUAAUCGCUCUAUCUAAAUUCAGAUACGCCUAAUUUUUAAGGUAAAUAUCUUUGUUGUUAUCAUAUUCAAUGUAGUAUUUGUCAUGAAUACGGAAUAAAAUCUACAAAAAACUAGUACGUAACAAAUAUGUGUGUCAAAAUAUAUUAUUAAAUAAAUGUGAUAACAAAUGAGUUUAUUAUAGCGAUA
Messenger RNA from Galleria mellonella (greater wax moth), 7244 nucleotides. It is a transcript of the gene Fife, whose product is annotated as regulating synaptic membrane exocytosis protein 1. Gene Ontology annotation, molecular function: transmembrane transporter binding; small GTPase binding. The record is from RefSeq and is a predicted model, not a curated record. The coding region runs from base 971 to 3955 and encodes 994 amino acids. Gene Ontology annotation, biological process: positive regulation of synaptic transmission; calcium ion-regulated exocytosis of neurotransmitter; regulation of synaptic plasticity. The transcript is spliced from 21 exons. Gene Ontology annotation, cellular component: presynaptic membrane; cytoskeleton of presynaptic active zone. Lineage: Eukaryota; Metazoa; Arthropoda; Insecta; Lepidoptera; Pyralidae.